CGGAACUGCGUUUGGAACUUUUCUGACCUGCAGGUGCAUUUGCACUCGAGACUGAUAAGCGAAUUCAAGGUCGCGUGGGUGGGUGGUCAAUCAGUCUCAACCCUUUGGCUUGUGGGCAAGGCGAUGUUGUGCUUUGCGAGUGCCUGACCACAAAAAGCAGCAAAGGGUGGCGAAGACUCAUCUCAUAUAGAUACAGAGCAGCGACUCUUGACUCGAGAUCUUCGCACCAAAGUCCCUUCAAACGUCCCUCCUCUUCAUCCUUGUACGCUUGCUGACGAGAAGUCGCCCACAAUGUCGCUCCGCGACGAGAUUGAAUUCACGACCCUGGCCAAGAAACCGAGCAGACAAGCUGCGCACCAGUCGGGGGAGAAGCAAGCAGCAGCUAGCAGCUCGCGGUCACAGAGUCCCAGUAGCGCGGAUGGCAUCGAAUGUGACGCAAAGAAUGAGAAAUUCUUGGCAGUCAUGGAGACCGGUCCCACGGCGGUAGACGCGUCGGUGCAGGAGGCCAACUUGAAGUCCAUGGGAAUCAUUGAAGAUGAAGAGGAUGGCCACGUCACUCGAGGUCUCAAGCAACGACACAUGGCGAUGAUCGCGCUGGGUGGCACCAUUGGAACGGGUCUCUUUGUCGGGCUGGGAACGAGCUUGGCGAGCGCCGGACCAUUGUCGACCCUGCUCGCUUACAGCUUCAUGGGCUUUCUCGUUUGGGGUCUGAUGAUUGCUUUGGGCGAGAUGGCUACCCUCUUCCCGACAUCUUUCAUCAUCCACGCUGGAAGGUUCGUCUCUCCUGGAUUCGGAGCAAGCUUGGCGUGGAUGUACUGGUUUUCGUGGGGCAUCUGCAUCCCUACCGAAAUCAGCGCGACUGCAUUGAUCAUCGGCUUCUGGGAUGUGGAACAAAAGAUCAGCCCUGCUGUCUGGAUUUCUAUUCUUCUGGUUCUAGUCACAUUUGUCAAUUUUGCUGGGGUGCGGUGGUUCGGAGAAGUCGAAUUCUGGAUGUCGACGCUCAAGGUUGUGACGGUCGUCGGCCUGAUCAUUCUGAUGUUGGUGCUCGACCUGGGAGGUGGGCCCACCGGCGAAUUCAUCGGCGGGAGGUACUGGCGCGACCCAGGUCCAAUGGCGCAAUUUCUUUGGACUCGAGGCGCUGAUGGAGCACCUGAAGGCGGAAUCUCUGGAUCGUGGGGCAGAUUCUUGGCAUUCUGGAGUGUGCUCGUAUCUGCAAGCUUUGCUUUUGCUGGCACCGAAAUUGUCGGCAUUUGCGUAGGAGAGGUCGAAGCGCCCCGGAAGAAUGUGCCAAAAGCUAUCAAGAGGGUCGCGUAUCGAAUUGGACUCUUCUACGUUCUCGCCGUCCUCUUCGUGGGCCUUUGCGUGCCUUACACCGACGACAGGCUUCUCACAGACUCCAGCACCGCUUCAGCCUCCCCUUACGUCAUUGCCAUCGAAUCUGCGCGCAUCAAAUUUCUACCGAACCUCAUCAAUGCGGUGCUCGUCGUCGUCACAUGGAGCGCGGCUCAAGCAGAUCUUUACGCCGCUAGCAGAGCUCUCUAUGCUCUCGCGCUGGAAGGCAGGGCCCCGAGAAUCUUCCGCAAAUGCACUAAAGCCGGCCUUCCCUUCUGGUCGCUCGUCGCCACGUCUUUAUGGGGACCGCUUGCUUACCUGGGCAUUGGAUCGAUCGGUGCCGAGAAAGCUUUCGGUUACCUAUACGACCUCAGCGCUGUUUCAAUCCUUGUCUGCUGGUGGGCGAUCUUGAUCACCUACUGUCGUUUUCACCGUGGACUUGGCUUGCAAGGUCUUGCAAGGUCGGAUCUGCCGUACAUCGCACCGUUGCAGCCAUACCUGAGCUGGUUUGUGGUCCUGAUCUUCAGCAUCAUUAUCCUAUUGGCCGGCUUUCAGGUCUUCAUGAGGGGACUAUGGGCGGCUGACACGUUCGUGACCACAUAUCUACCGGUCAUUGUGUUUCCGAUCGUCUGGGUUGGAUACGACCUUUGGCAAGGUACCAGGGUGGUGUCAUAUCGAGAAAUGGACCUGCAGUCUGGCAGAAGGGAAAUCGACGAGUUAGAAGAAUUUGCGGCUCUCAACUACAAACCGGACAGUGUGAGCGAACGCAUUCUGAAUUGGCUAUUUUGAAGCGCAUUUCGAUACUGUACUGCUUGGUCUUUCGAUUCUUGGAUGCGGUAUAUUGCUACAUGUAUUAUGAUCGCAAUGACAUGGGAGGACUUUCGUGUAUGAGCUCGGAGUCAUUUGUGGC
Messenger RNA from Ceraceosorus guamensis, 2242 nucleotides. RefSeq lists its product as hypothetical. The transcript is spliced from 7 exons. Lineage: Eukaryota; Fungi; Basidiomycota; Exobasidiomycetes; Ceraceosorales; Ceraceosoraceae. Gene Ontology annotation, cellular component: membrane. Bases 292 to 2121 code for a protein of 609 amino acids. Gene Ontology annotation, molecular function: amino acid transmembrane transporter activity. The record is from RefSeq and is a predicted model, not a curated record. Gene Ontology annotation, biological process: amino acid transmembrane transport.